Molecule: messenger RNA, 777 nt
Organism: Fraxinus pennsylvanica
Lineage: Eukaryota; Viridiplantae; Streptophyta; Magnoliopsida; Lamiales; Oleaceae
Source: the annotation of a GenBank genome assembly
AUGCCCAAGCGGGCGAUGGAGAGGCAAUUUUUGAGACUGUCUUGUAGAAUGGCGGAAUCAGAGCCGAGGUUGAGUAACUAUACAUUUUCUACUAUUUUAAACGAUUUGGCUAUCUCAGGUGAUCUUAGAGCUGGCCAGAUGCUCAAUGGCCACGAAGACGAGUUUACUCUUGCCAAUCUCAUUAGUGAUGCCCCUGAUCUUGGUGACUUGAGUUAUUGCCAAAGCAUCCAUGCCUGUUCUUACAAAUUUGGUUACGAAUCUGAAGAUUUAGUCAGUAAUGCAUUGAUUGCAAUGUACAUCAAAUUUCAAGCAAUUUAUGAGGGAUGUCGUGUGUUUAAUGCAAUGACUCGUUGGGAUGUAGUUUCGUGGAAUGCCCUCUUAUCAGGAUUUCAUGAUGAUGAAAUCUCUAAUCAAGGACCUAAGCUUUUCAAGCACAUGCUUGCUGAAGAAAACUUUGAGUAUGAUGGCAACAUGGGCACCACUUUGAUUGACACGUAUGCCAAGUACGGGGCCUUGGAAUAUGAAGAAGUGUUUUUGGCAGAUCGAAUGAGAAAGACAUCUUUGCUUGGACAGUUAUCAUUUCAAGUUAUUCACAGGCUGAUCAAGGAGAGAGAGCUGCUUGCUGCUUCAAUCAGAUGCGAAGGGAAAGGUGUUGAGCCCAACGAGUUCACUCUAGCUAACUGUUUGAGGGCUUGCUCUGAGAUAACAAGCCUUGAGAAUGGCCGGCAGCUGCAUUCUUUGGUCAUUAAGGGUGGGCAGUCUUUUGACUUUUUGUAG